AUGCCUCCUCCGCAGAUCAAGCAAGACUUGAACCGAUCAGGAUGGGAGACAACCGAUUUUCCCUCCGUUUGCGAAACUUGCCUGCCCGAUAAUCCGUACGUGCAGAUGCUGAAGGAGGAUCAUGGCGCAGAAUGCAAAAUUUGCACUCGCCCUUUCACCAUAUUUCGCUGGAAGGCAGACCGCACGGCACGCACCAAGAGAACCGCGAUUUGCUUAACAUGCGCACGUCUGAAGAAUUGUUGCCAAUGCUGCAUGCUCGAUUUGUCAUUUGGACUGCCGAUUGUCGUCCGUGAUGCUGCGCUGAAGAUGGUUGCCCCGGGCCCCGAAAGCACUAUCAACCGUGAAUACUAUGCACAGGAGCACGAGAAGGAAAUCGAGGAAGGACGCGGCGCGGUCGAAGCGUAUGAGAAAACAGAUGAGAAGGCGCGAGAACUCCUCAGGAGACUAGCAAACAGUGAACCCUAUUAUAGAAAGCCUCGUCAACUCGAGGCGCCGCAGGAUGAGGAGAGCGAGAAACCGUCGACACACACGCCGGUGGUACACAGCCGUUAUGGCAAUGGCCCAGGACCCAUUCGCACGGCUGAGAGUAGGAGGGGUGCGCCUUUGCCUGGAAGAGGACGCGGAAAUAUGCGUGGUGGCCGUGGUGGUCGUCCGUUUCCCGGCACAGCUCAAUUGCCGCCUUCCCAAGAGGAUAUUCUCCCCCCUGCGGAUCCUAAUGUUACGUCCCUCUUUGCCACUGGUGUUGAGGACGACCUUCCCGAGCAUACUUUGCGUACCUUUUUCUCACAGUUUGGACAGCUCCGCUCGUUGGUCUGUUCUCAUCGCGCUCAUUCGGCGUUUAUUAACUUUGCUACUCGCGAAGGUGCCGAGGCGGCUGCGAACCACUGCCAGGGCAAGGCUGUCAUUCAGGGCUGUCCAUUAAGAAUCCGUUGGGGAAAGCCUAAGCCAUUGGAUAACAUGGACCGCGACGAGCGUAUGAAGUACGCCCGUGAAGGCCGCUCGGCCGCGACGACGGUGAGAGCCUCGGGCUCAGGCAACAAAGCGAUCACCGCCGCCAGCGAGGAUCUUGGUAAACAGGGAAAACCCCAGAGUUACGCUGUCGCCCCGCCCCCAGGUAGUGGCGAGGUUCAAUAUACCAGCAUGUCUGGUGAAUAA
This is a messenger RNA of Aspergillus bombycis, 1155 nucleotides long. RefSeq names its product Pre-mRNA-splicing factor ECM2 (gene slt11). The record is from RefSeq and is a predicted model, not a curated record. The transcript is spliced from 2 exons. Gene Ontology annotation, molecular function: U6 snRNA binding; pre-mRNA binding. Gene Ontology annotation, cellular component: Prp19 complex; U2-type catalytic step 1 spliceosome; U2-type catalytic step 2 spliceosome. Bases 1 to 1155 code for a protein of 384 amino acids. Lineage: Eukaryota; Fungi; Ascomycota; Eurotiomycetes; Eurotiales; Aspergillaceae.